This is a messenger RNA of Betta splendens (Siamese fighting fish), 4316 nucleotides long. It is a transcript of the gene shisal1b, whose product is annotated as shisa like 1b. The coding region runs from base 462 to 1430 and encodes 322 amino acids. The record is from RefSeq and is a predicted model, not a curated record. The transcript is spliced from 5 exons. Lineage: Eukaryota; Metazoa; Chordata; Actinopteri; Anabantiformes; Osphronemidae.
GACAACCUCUGGAAGAGAAUGUAAGCUGUUCCAUCUAUUCCUUUAAUUAUUUUCACGCCAUGCUGCCUGGUCAUGGGCGUUCAUUCUUGAAGAGAUUAGUCUGAAUGCAAUAUAAAAUUUCAACUAUUUUUCAGCAUUACUUCCUAACAUCAGAGCAGUGAACGCUCAAAGAACUUCUCAGUCGUGUUUAUGACAUUAUUUUGUAAUAAUUGAACCCUGGCUACUUUUAGAUUGCGGUUUCUCCUAGAUACACAUCCUAUAACGUAAUAAUUCUUAACAGCCAGGGUCCUUUUUAAAAGACUGGAGGCAAAAGUCAAACUCAGGCAUAUUCACUAAACAUGCAAAACUCGAUGAGGGAAUAAUGAAUGUUAUUCAUAUGUGGCAGUAAACCAAAAUCCUUUUGUUAUGAGGGACCAUUUAGCUAGGACUGUUUUUUCCAACUUUCCAACAUUUUAUUUAGAAUGACUAAUAAAUUAAAGUACUGGUAUACAAAUAUGAACAGCAUUAAAGGGCACUUAAAUGUUUUUUUCUCCACACCUAGCAUCAAACUUUGCAACAAACGUCUGCUUCUGGAGGACCACAAUAAGAUGACCAUACAGGGGUGCACAGCACAUACUGCACAGACGGGAGCCAGGGGCAGGUUUUGUUCUGCUCAGAUACAUAAGUGGCCCAAACCAAACAGGGCAUCUCUCCGUCUUAGCAGGAAUCCAGACUCCAAGCAGCAGCCAUGUAAGAGGAGCUGUCAACAAGCAAAGGGUGCCCAUGUCCAACUGAACGGAACCGUCCCCCUCCUCCCUCCCUCCCACCUGCACCCUCCCUUCUUCCCAUAUGAGGACGAAAAGAUGACUAUCACCAGCCGGCAGUCCUUCAAUGUCCUGACAGUCAUCUUCCUCCUGCUGUCCACUGCAGCUCUCUCAGCUCAUUACCGGGUGUGUGAACCCUACUCCGACCACAAGGGGCGUUACCACUUUGGGUUUCACUGCCCGCGCCUCUCAGACAACAAAACAUAUAUGUUCUGCUGCCAUCACAACAACACUGCCUUCAAAUACUGCUGCAACGAGACUGAGUUCCAGAUGGUCAUGCAGAUCAAUCUCACCACCACCUCAGAUGGAUAUGCACACAAUAAUUAUACAGCCCUGGUUGGUGUGUGGAUCUAUGGAUUCUUCGUCAUGGUACUGCUGGCUCUGGACUUUCUCUACUACUCAGCCAUAAACUAUGAGUUGUGUAGAGUUUACCUGGAGAAAUGGGGUCUGGGAGGACGCUGGCUGAAGAAGGCACGAAGUCAGUGGCAUAAGUCCAUGACAGAGGAGAGCGAAACUCCGGCUCAAGCCCAGCCCAUGGUUCCGAGCUCCAGUUAUCAGCCCCGACACAGCCUCCGAGAAGAGAGUCACAGCCCCACGCUCCAGCCCUACAACACAUCCACUGCAUGAAUGAUGCUGCGAGUGGACAGACUGAUGAGUAGCAACACCUUGUUCCCUUACAAAGUAAAGAGGAGAUGCUCCACAGACAACCCUCUACAACCCCAUCUGGGAUAGCCAUACUACAGUGGUUGGAGGAAACUACAACCCCUGUCAAAUGAGCACAAAACACCAAUGAACUAACAGGACAUGGCAUUUAGAAACCCAGCUGAACAAAGACCAUGAGAAGACACAGGACUAUACUGAUGCUCACACGGCAGAGGAGCAACAGAGAAAUUGAACUGCUCACAGGCUUUCACUGAUCCCCUGAAAAUGGCUGCCAGGUCCUGUAGUAUCCUAAAGAAAUUCAAACUGAACUGGACAAACUGUACUCACAAGCAAGGGGGCUUGUAUGUUUUUAAAAGAAGCUCUUCUUUCUAGUUAUAAAAUGUUCAGUACACUGCUGUGUCAGUUUGUGUUCAGUAGCAGUUAGACACAGUUGUGGGUUAUCUAUUUGGUGAUUUAUUUAUGUGAACUAGUCAGAGAAAUAUGUGAGUGGUUAACAUUCGAAACAGCAUAGGUUGAUGCUGAGCAUCUCACUUAGGUUAGAAUGAAUUUCAUACUUACUAAAACCAGACACAAAUUGUUUAUGCAGCUACACUGCAGACAGUAUCUUGUGUUAAAUAAAGUUAUUUAUCCAUAUUGUUAUAUGUCAAAGACAUAAGAUCAUACAAUUAAACUGCUGUAUAUGUGAAGAUCUCAGAUCAAGCAAAUAAGACUUCUCUCCGAAUCAGUGGUAGUUUGAAAAAGGAAUUUUGCCACUAAAUGGGUUAUUUUACCCCAAAUUAAUAAGGAUCAGGGAUGCCUUCACAGCAGUAAAGCGCAUUAUGCUAAGUUAAACAUAACCUUAACAGUAGCCCAUGAGCCUAUAAACCCUUUUGAGACCAUUACGUAUAAGGUUAGCAUGUGACAGUUGUCUCAGUAACCUCAUUCAAUGACUUUCUUGCCCUUACUCAUUACUAGAGCUGCCUGAAAAACAGCUCCAUUAGCAAUAUGAUGCAAUGAAUAUCCAUUAGGUUACUUUAUAACAAUCAUUCUAUAGCCCACGUUGGUAAUAAGAAUAUUGUGCUUAGCCAUAAAAGAAAAUAAAAAAUGAACCCCCUUCACUGACAGCAAUAAUGUACAGUAGCCUAAUCUGAAGGAGGAAAUUGUAUGUAAGCGUCAGAAAGGCCAGUCGAAUGAGCACUUGGAAAUCACUGAAGUGGAUCAAAGAGGUUUUCACAUAAUAAGAAGGUGAAGUCAAUGAAUGGACAUCCAGUGAGUUUGGCUAAUGAACCUGUAUUGAUAAAGGUCUCCAACCAACUCUGUAUCUGCUUUGUGAGAGUGCAAAGUACAAAUAAUCAUCACGUUUUUUAAGUAAAAUCUAAAAUUUAGUGUUGCAACCCAUUAGUAUGAAAUUAUUAUAUAUUUAAUGGAACAAAAUAUACACAACUAAAGAUUAAGUUCAACAGGAUUAGUCUGCGAAUUAUUUUAUUUGGAAUUUUAAAAACUUUGUGACACCUUCUGACACCUAAAGUAUUUAACCAACAGUGAAAUAUUUAUUUUUCUGGAGACACCAAACAAAGCAAUUGUUUUGACACAUUUGAGUGUAAAUGCCAGGUUGACAUAAGGCAGGUACAAUGGACGAAGGGUAUCUAUCCCAGUCUUGCAUCUUUUACUGAUGAUGUGGGAGUAGCCAAAUCUGUACAUGCACAGAAUUUUUGGCCUGUGUAAACACUGUCACAUCUUCACUAAAAACCGCAUAUUACCUUAUCUUUGAGCUGGCCAUUGGUCCUUUGACUUGACACAGGAAUGCACAGAUAAGCCAACCAUGAAACUUAAUUUACUUAAUUUACCAACCUGUUUAUGCUCUAUGUUCGACAAAGUUUAAGUGGAAUCUAACAGAACUAUAGUCAAGUGCUGUAAAUGGGGCCCACUAAUGUCAUCCUCAGUCCUUAGCAAUAAUAUUCACAUUUGCUGAGUUGUUAGAGCAAGUUAAUUCCCAAUUCGAUGGCUAAAGUUUAAUUGCAUGUGCGCCUCAGUAGGCUCAUGCCAUCCUUUUCAGGGGCAGAGAACUGGAUGUGUUCAAGUGAAAUAAUUGGCCCCAGAGAACUGCAGUGGUUCAAAUUUACACUGUCUUGCUCUCUCUCUGUAGCUGCCUUUCUACUCUAAGGGUGAGAACAGCAGCAGCAAAUAGAGAAGUUUUUAACAGGUGCAGAACCACAAAGGAGAUUUCAUUUUUCUGUAGUAAAGAAUAAGCGGGAAAUUUACAGGAGUCUCAGUUGUGUUAUCUGACCUGUAUUGUGGAAAAGGGGGUCUCCAUACAGGUAUUUUCAUCAUCAAUAAACUAAUAGACACACCAGGGAGGAAAAAUAAAUCCAUUUUGUCUCUGACAAGCAGCAACAGGGUUGAAAAAGAUUUUUAAGAGACAUGCAAGCAAUCCUUUCCCUGUUUCUUAAAAUGUUACAACUUGGUUUUGUGAUGUUUUCUGUUUUGUCAAAAACAGUUGACUCUGACCUGAUGUGGUGUGGUACUGUAAACUUGUAUCAGCUCAACCCUCUUCCCAAAUUAAAAAAAAAUACAAAAAAAAAACAAAGGACGGGGAGAAGGGAGCGCACAUCUGAUUCAGUCUCUCCAGGUUGUCAUGGUAACAGUUGCCUUACAGUUGAAUACCCACCUGUACACAAAAGCUUUGUAGUGGUUGAUACCUUACUUUCAGGGUGUGGUAUUAAAGAUAAUGUUCACACCACGUUCUGUCUAUGUAAUUACUACUAGAUAGGAUGUUCAGUACCAUUUUGAGUUAGAUUGUUAUUGCACUUGUUAAAUUUGUAUUGUCACGACAGGGAGAAAUAAAGUUUUAUCUUUUCCAGUGUGUUUAAA